Messenger RNA from Chrysoperla carnea, 3775 nucleotides. It is a transcript of the gene norpA, whose product is annotated as 1-phosphatidylinositol 4,5-bisphosphate phosphodiesterase. The record is from RefSeq and is a predicted model, not a curated record. The transcript is spliced from 19 exons. Lineage: Eukaryota; Metazoa; Arthropoda; Insecta; Neuroptera; Chrysopidae. Gene Ontology annotation, molecular function: phosphatidylinositol-4,5-bisphosphate phospholipase C activity; calcium ion binding. Gene Ontology annotation, biological process: phosphatidylinositol-mediated signaling; lipid metabolic process. Bases 492 to 3743 code for a protein of 1083 amino acids.
AUAAUAUUGGUGUAGUGGACUGUGGAGUUUCUUAGUGCGAUUCGUGUAUUUGAUCGCACUGCAGGUGUAUUGUGUACAGAGAGAAAAGUAUAUUCUCAUAACUAUACACCUAAGCGUGAUAAUAUAAUCUUGAGUUGUAUUUAUUCAGUAGUUUUGUUCAAUUUGCAACUGUCAAAUUUACUAUCAUUUUUUAUUUUUAAUUCAUAUAACUGUACACAAUGUUUUUAGAAAAUCAAUUUUCAUAUUUUCAUUGAAAUGUGUUGUUUAUGUGAUUAUUUCUUUGCAAUAAUAUAAAAGUUAUUAUUUUCACUCAUCAAGGUUAACUUUUUUUGAGUUCAAAAUUGUAAAUAUUGAAGGCAGGAAAAAUAAAACGGAGGUGGUUUAUACGAUCAGGCGCAACAAAUAAUUCACGGCCGCAGGUCCGUGAAUAAAUCAUCACCUGCGUCUACAUUUUUUUUUAAUAUAAAUAUUUACACAUUUUUAUUUAAAACAUGACCAAGAAAUUUGAAUUUGAUUGGCGUAUACCCGUGCCACAACCGUUAUUGGAUGGUUGUGUAUUCGAUCGAUGGACCGAAGAAAAAGAUAACACUGAAUUGGAACCUGGAUGUAUGUUUAAGGUGGAUGAAUAUGGAUUUUUUAUUUAUUGGAAAAGUGAAGGCAGGGAAGGAGAUGUCAUUGAACUGUGUCAAGUUAGUGAUAUUCGAGCUGGCGGUGUUCCAAAGGAUAUAAAAUGGUACAAUAAUCUUCAAAAUAAACAUGGUGCAGGACAAGUUUUAGAAGACAAAUCGUUAACUAUUUGCAGUGGUACAGAUUAUAUUAAUAUCAAUUACCAGCAUGUCAUUUGUCCAGAUGCUGCAACUGCAAAGAUUUGGCAACAGGGUUUACGUGAAGUAACACACAAUAAUAAAAUUAAUAACGUUUGUCCUCGAACUAAUUUAAUGAAACAUUGGAUGAGACUUGGCUUUCUUGUCGAUCCACGUGGAAAAGUACCUGUAAAAGUGAUAGCCCGAACAUUUGCAUCUGGUAAAACAGAAAAACUUGUCUAUCAAGGAUUAUCGGAAUUGGGACUACCCUGUGGUAAAAAUGAUGCUAUUGAAAAAGAAGAUUUUACUUUUGAAAAAUUUUACGCACUUUAUCAUAAAAUUUGUCCACGUAAUGACAUCGAAGAAUUAUUCCGACAAAUUACGCAAGGGAAAGCAGAGUCAAUUAGUUUAGAUCAAUUUAUAAACUUUUUAAAUGAAAAACAAAGAGAUCCUCGUCUUAAUGAAAUUUUAUAUCCACUUUACGAUGAAAAACGUGCCCUUGAAAUCAUCACAACUUAUGAACAAAAUGAAGAAGCCUUAAAAGAAAAAAAACUAACAAAAGAUGGAUUAAUUCGAUACUUGAUGUCGGAUGAGAAUGCACCUGUAUUUUUGGAUCGAUUAGACUUUUAUAUGGACAUGGAUCAACCAUUAUGUGCUUACUAUAUAAAUUCAUCUCAUAAUACAUACCUCAGUGGGCGACAAUUUGGUGGUAAAUCAUCUGUGGAAAUGUAUCGUCAAGUUUUAUUGGCUGGUUGCAGGUGUGUUGAAUUAGAUUGUUGGGAUGGUAAGACCGAAGAGGAAGAACCUAUUAUUACUCAUGGAAAAGCUAUGUGUACUGAUAUUUUAUUUAAGGAUGUAAUUUAUGCAUUGCGUGAUACUGCUUUUGUAACAUCCGAUUAUCCUGUGAUUUUAUCUUUUGAGAAUCAUUGUUGUAAAAAACAACAAUAUAAACUAGCUAAAUACUGUGAUGAUAUUUUGGGAGAUUUUCUAUUAAAAGAACCACUGCCAGAUUAUCCAUUAGAACCAGGCGCAGUUUUACCACCUCCCAGUUUACUAAAAAGGAAAAUUUUAAUAAAAAAUAAACGACUUAAACCUGAAGUAGAAAAACAAGAACUAGAAAUGUUUUGGAAAGGAGAAUUUGUUAUUCAAGAUGAAGAAAAGGAAGAUGCAUCUGCUCCAGUUACAGAUAAAAAGCCAGAGGAAAUUGUUGCUCCAGUAAUUGAAAGUACUGCCUCUACUGAAGGCGAUGCCCCACCACCAGUCCAAUACACGGGAUCAACAACAAAUGUCCAUCCUUGGUUAUCUUCCAUGGUUAAUUAUGCCCAACCUGUUAAAUUUCAAGGGUUUGAUAUUGCAGAACAAAAAAAUAUUCACCACAAUAUGUCUUCGUUUGCUGAAACUGCUGGUUUAAAUUAUCUAAAAACUCAAGCCAUUGAUUUUGUGAAUUACAAUAAAAGACAGAUGAGUCGAAUUUAUCCAAGAGGAACAAGAGCUGAUUCAUCAAAUUAUAUGCCACAAGUUUUCUGGAAUGCAGGAUGUCAAAUGGUUUCUUUAAAUUUUCAAACUUCCGAUUUACCCAUGCAAUUAAAUCAGGGUAAAUUUGAAUACAAUGGCAAUUGUGGUUAUUUAUUGAAACCUGAUUUCAUGAGACGAGCUGAUCGAACUUUCGAUCCUUUUGCGGAAUCGCCUGUGGAUGGUGUGAUUGCUGCGCAAUGUUCUGUGCAAGUAAUUGCCGGUCAAUUUUUAUCUGAUAAGAAAGUCGGAACAUAUGUUGAAGUAGACAUGUAUGGUUUGCCGACUGAUACAAUUCGAAAAGAAUUUAGAACACGUAUGGUACCUGCAAAUGGAUUAAAUCCUGUAUAUAAUGAAGAACCAUUCCUGUUUCGAAAAGUUGUAUUACCUGAUUUAGCAGUGUUACGAUUUGGAGUUUAUGAUGAAAACGGUAAAUUAUUGGGACAACGUAUUUUACCUUUAGAUGGCUUGCAAGCUGGUUAUCGACAUAUUUCUCUCAGAACUGAGGCAAAUUUCCCAAUGUCUUUACCAAUGUUGUUUUGUAACAUUGAACUUAAAAUUUAUGUUCCUGAUGGCUUUGAAGAUUUCAUGGCGGCGUUAUCUGAUCCAAGAGGAUUUAUGGGAGCUCAACAAAAACAGACUGAUCAAAUGAACCAAAUGGGCAUUGAGGUCACAGACUCUAAAGGUGGCGACGAUAAAAAAGAAAAGAAAGCAGAAGAGAAAAAAGAAGAACCUUUAGUAUUCGAACCAAUUACAAUUGAAUCAAUACGACAAGAAAAAGGAUUUCAAAAGACAGCGAGGAAACAACAAAAAGAAUUGGAUGCAUUACGAAAAAAACAAGCAAAAGAAAAACUUGGCAUUCAAAAAAGUCAAUGUAGUGCGAUCGAAAAGUUAAUCAAGGGGAAAAAUAAAAAUGAUCUGACAAAUGAUCCAGCAAUUCGUAAAUUAGUAACUGAGCAGACAUUGCAGUGGAGUGAAAUGGCUGAACGUCAUCGAAAACAAGAGUGGGAAAUGAUGAAACAACAAUUACUUGACCAACAAGAUAUAUUAAAGAAAUUAAUGGAAACCCAACAAGCUUCACAAAUAAAACAAUUAGAAGCUAAGCAUGAUAGAGAAUUAAAAGAAAUGAACACACGACAGGCUAAAGUAUCUGUUGAGACAUCACGCGAAGUAAACAAUGACAAAACAUUAAAAACAAAAGCAGAAAAAGAAAGAAGAUUGCGUGAAAAACAACAAAAUAAUACAAAACGAUUUGUUGAUGAAAUGAAAAAUGCUAAAAUGAAGCAAGGGCGCGAAAAAGAAAAAUUGAAAGUUACUCACACAGGCCAAAUGGAUAAUUUAGUGAAUGAUGUUCAAAAGUUAAUAGAUAUGUAUAAAAAUGAAGAAUUGGAGUACGAUAUGAGUUCCAAGAGUGAAUUCUUUGUUUAAAUUUACAUUUUUAUAACACGAACAACUAAAUU